Molecule: messenger RNA, 3147 nt
Organism: Branchiostoma floridae (Florida lancelet)
Lineage: Eukaryota; Metazoa; Chordata; Leptocardii; Amphioxiformes; Branchiostomatidae
Product: cytidine monophosphate-N-acetylneuraminic acid hydroxylase-like
Exons: 18
Coding region: 374-2233 (619 amino acids)
Molecular function (GO): 2 iron, 2 sulfur cluster binding
Source: RefSeq, a predicted model, not a curated record
GGACAAUUACGUAAUGCAAACGGACUCGAUACUUUGUAGCUAUUCAAAGAUCUCCAUCCCCCUGCAUGAAGCUCAACAGACAACUUAAAUAUAAAGGAUCGAACUUUUACAGGAGAGCAACACUGGCCCCGUGAGCUGAAGGUCAACCGACUGUGUAGCCAAUUGUGUAGCUGUAGUGACUUCUCACUGAUUCUAAAGAUCAACUGAAGAUAAAAAGUUGAACCUUGCAAGGAGAGCAACAACACUGAAAGUUUUUAUACAAUCAAGGAGGUGGCACAGACAACUGUUGGUUUUUCCAGACGCUACAACAGAUAAUGACAGUAGACUAGGAUUUAAACCCAGCAGUGAUACGUUGGUUUCCCUGAGACCGAACAUGGAGCAGCGAAGCGUGAAAGUUCUGCAGCUGUCUGCACAAGAGACAGCAGCCCUGAGGGCAGGCGUCAAUCUGAUUCACAAAAAUGUCGGAAACUUCAUUAUCUACAAGGAUCCUACAACUCCAGAGGAUCCAUACAAGGCCUGCCGCAACGUCUGCAGACAUCAGCGCGGACUCUUCGUGAAAGACAUCGAAGAUGCCGCCUGCAACGUCGUACGAUGUACCAAACACAACUGGAAGCUGGAUACAUCUACCAUGAAGUAUGUCAACCCACCUGACAGUUUCACACAGGAACUGCUAUUUCCUGAGGUGGACGAUGAGGGCAGGUUGACUCUGGUGGAGCUCAACCCUCCUGAACCGUGGGAGAGAGACCCCCGGCCCCCGCAGAGGAUUGAACCCGGGGAGGUGAAGGUGACCUUCUUUGCGCAUGCGUGCAUGGAGGUGAAGCUGGGAGACAAGACCAUGUUCUUCGACCCAUGGCUGACCGGACCCGCCUUCGCUAGAGGGUGGUGGCUGCAACACGAGCCGCCCGCUGAUUGGCUGGAAAGGUUGUCACGUGCCGACCUAAUUUACAUAAGCCACGAGCACUCGGAUCAUCUCAGCUACCCAACGCUGGAACUGCUAUCGAAGAAGAACCCAAACAUCCCCAUCUACGUGGGGGACACGUCCGUGCCUGUGUUCUGUAGGCUGAAGCAGAGCGGGGUCAAACUGAACUGCAUCAACAUCUGCAAAUUUGGGGUGUGGCAAGACAUCAACGCAGACACACGUUUCAUGAUCCUGAUGGACGGUGUUCACCCCGAGUUUGACACCUGCAUCUUGAUAGACUACAAGGGUAGGUCAGUAGCCCGCAGGUCUACAGAAGGAUUCACUGGCCAGCAAGAUUCCCAGUUGCGGAUGAAUUGGAGCAAUUCUCUCUCUCAUCUUUUCACUUCAGAGGAAUGGAAAGAAAGGUUCAUGGCGAAUGACAGAAAGAAUCUGCUGUUCCACAAGAAAGAAGUAGUGCGUGAGGUCAACCCCAAAGUCUACUGUCCGUUCGCCGGCUUCUUCCUGGAAGCACAUCCAGCGGACAAGUACAUCCUGAACAAUAACCCUAAGAACAAACCAGAGCAACUAGCGGCCUUCAUCAACAGGCACCUGGACUCCGUGAUGACGUGGACACCCAAGCCUGGGUCCACAGUAGACCUGGCGCUGGCCCUGGGUGACCCCGCUGACCGCAGGCUCGCCAUAGUCGAUCCUCCACCCGAGACCAAGUUGUACAAGGACACCUGGGACUUCGACUUCUACAUUGACAAGAUCAACGAGAGUAUAGACAACGAGAUUUUUGCCUACCCAGAUUGGAUUCCGUUCUACUAUGAGUGGAUAGGGUUCAAGAACUAUGACCUGGUUCUUCGGAUGAUAGAGACUGAUGACUACUUUCAACCCGUGGAGGGAGGGUACGACUUUCUUGUGGACUUCAUGGACUUGUCCUUCCCUAGUCAGCGACCUACCAGGAAACAUGCGUACUUGGAGAUCAAGAACAGGAUCGGGGUCCACAGACAGACUGUUCUGCACGGGCUGUUUUGGGACGACCUCUACCUGGGAUUCCAGAACCGCCUGUCGCGUGAUCCGGACACCUUUCAUUUCAAGUUCUGGAAUCACGUGCAGAUUCUGCUGUCUCUGCAGCCGCCAGACUGGGAGGGUUUUCUCAGCAGGCAGAGGAGGUUACACAGUGCCAGUGGGAAACUUCCCAGGGCGGUGUGGAAACCGCCACGCAGCAAACCUACAGUCAACCGUCUACUGGGAGUUCUGGUCCAGGCAAAGGCACUUCUUGUACCAGCGACCAUGGCUCUCCUGGCGAUUUUGGCCUAUAAUGUUCUCUAGAUCAACUGGGAAUACAAAAUGCCAAAACAGUGACAGAGCGGAAAACAUUUUUUGUCAGAUACUCUUGGGACACUCUUGUAUAAUCACUUGUCGUAAUUUUAAUGUUAAUCUUGCCAACUUAAAUGUUGAAAGAUAAUUUGUGUCGCUGUAAUAGGUUUACUAGUUUGUGAUUUAUUCUAAGCUAGCAUAAUAUGUAACAUCACAUUUAGAUAGAGAUGUAUAACACAACUAGCAUGUUGUGGAUCACCACGGGCAUGGCUGCUAUAGCGAGUGAAGUGAAAUUAGACAUGUCAAGACUUUGGAUGCUACCUCAAAACAACUUUAAUGUAUCAUUUAGUGUGUAACCAAAAUAUCCUCACUUCGCCGAGGUAAAAAUGAGUAUCGCAGUGCGGUUACGGACAUUCCCUUGUUUGAUGAGAGUCAUGCCUCAAGAACAUUUAAAGAGCAUGGGUCCUUCUCUGUUUGAGUGGAUCAAAUACAGUUUGUACUGAAGCGGGUGGGUUAUGCCACGAAGAAUUUUACCGGUUCAUACAAACAAACCCCUGGUAAUGGCUGAACAUUUGAGGUAAUCACCAACUCCUGCAUACUACGCAUUUUUUGAUAGGGCUCGGGUGAAGAAUUAUUUCAUGAAAAAAUGCGAGUAGGGCUUUCCGUAUGAACACCAAAGUUUCGAAUUCUUAUCUUAUUUAGUUUUUUUUAUUACUUUCUGUACAAAGACGGGUUUAAAGGGAGAGUAAUUAACCUGAUAGUUACAGACGAAACAAAAUGUAUGUUACAUUUUACAACCUGAUUAUUUAGGUAAUAGUAAUAGUGACAUCUAUAAAACUCAAUUGUAAUACUUAAUCCCCAUCCUUCAACAUAAUACGCGUCGGCAUAUAAAACUGAUAAUGGAAUAAAAUCUGAUCAAGGUUUCA